Molecule: messenger RNA, 1442 nt
Organism: Thamnophis elegans (Western terrestrial garter snake)
Lineage: Eukaryota; Metazoa; Chordata; Lepidosauria; Squamata; Natricidae
Gene: HOXA1
Product: homeobox A1
Exons: 2
Coding region: 20-1027 (335 amino acids)
Biological process (GO): regulation of transcription by RNA polymerase II
Cellular component (GO): nucleus
Molecular function (GO): RNA polymerase II cis-regulatory region sequence-specific DNA binding; DNA-binding transcription factor activity, RNA polymerase II-specific
Source: RefSeq, a predicted model, not a curated record
GCCGGUCAAUCGGUGAUAGAUGGACACGGCAAGGAUGAAUUCCUUCCUCGAUUAUCCGCCCAUCCUCAACGGCGAGCCCACCACUUGCGCCUCCCGUGCCUAUCACCGCCACCACCACCACCACCACCCCGACCAUGGGAUUACAACCACUUUUCAGUCGUGCGCUGUCGGCACCAACAGCUGCAACGGGGACGAUCGCUUUCUGGUGGGCAGGGGAGUUCAGAUAAGCCCCCAUCCCCACCACCACCAGGCUGGUACCACCUACCAACAUCACCCCAAUUUGGGGAUGUCCUUCUCGCACCCCAAUUGCGGGUCCGGCUAUGGCGCGCAAAACUUCACUGCGGGAGGCUAUGGCCAUUAUCCACUCAGUCAAGAGACGGAAAUCAGCGGGGGCUACUCCCCAUGCGCUCCUACUCUCUACUCGGGAAAUCUCUCUUCCUCCAUGGUCCAGCAUCCCCAGAGUUAUGGUGGGGGCACAACCAGUUCUACUCAGUACAUUCAUCCCUCUUUCGGAGAGGAGCAGCAGAAUUUAACCCUCACUAAUUUCAGCCACCCCUUGUCUCCUCUCCACUCUGCCCAUCCAGAAAGCUGCACGUCUCCUUCUUCGGAAGUUUCUCCACCAGCCCAGACUUUCGACUGGAUGAAAGUGAAGAGAAACCCUCCUAAAACAGGAAAAGCUGGAGAGUAUGGUUAUGUGGGUCAAGCCAACACAGUUCGCACCAAUUUCACCACCAAGCAGUUGACGGAACUGGAGAAAGAAUUCCACUUCAACAAAUAUCUUACAAGAGCACGCAGAGUAGAGAUAGCAGCCUCUUUGCAACUCAAUGAAACCCAGGUCAAGAUCUGGUUCCAGAACCGCAGGAUGAAGCAGAAGAAGAGGGAGAAAGAGGGCUUGCUGCCCAUCUCUCCAGCCACUCCAACCGGAAGUGAAGAGAAGGCAGAGGACUCUUCUGAAAAGUCCAGCUCAUCCCCAUGUACCCCCUCUCCUACUUCUUCUACCUCAGAUACACUGACUACCUCAAAUUGAGCUCCACAGUUAUUCAUUCUUCACUCCCUGGCCCCCUAUGUUCAGCCCUAGAGUAGUUGAUAAUGUCCCAACCCUACUUUUAUAAAGACUGAAGCGGGGAACCCUCCUCCAUCCCAUCCUUCUCUUGUCAUGUUGGGUUCCAGAUCACAUCUUUUCUUACUGCGCCCUUCAAACAAUUGACAUCCCAUACUGAAACUUGUUGGAAGCAAAGCUCACUGGUUCCCCCCUCCCCGAACUUCUUCCAAAUUAGUGGGCAUAAUCCAGGACUACUGAGUUAGGGGAUAGAGAAAUAAUAGAAAGGGACUUUGUGGCAUAAUAUCACUGAGAUUUAACUAAAAGCUAAUUUUGGCUGGAAUAGGCCCCAAUAGUUCAGGAUCACAGUCUUAUUUCGAGACUGAGGGUUUCCUUAAUUCAA